Rasamsonia emersonii CBS 393.64 is the source of this 1329-nucleotide messenger RNA. RefSeq lists its product as uncharacterized. The coding region runs from base 1 to 1329 and encodes 442 amino acids. The record is from RefSeq and is a predicted model, not a curated record. The transcript has a single exon. NCBI's taxonomy places the organism in Eukaryota, Fungi, Ascomycota, Eurotiomycetes, Eurotiales, Trichocomaceae.
AUGGCCGCUGGGGAUCCUUCGGUGAUCGCCCAUACUGACCCCGUCGUGAUCCCGCCAAAACGGUCCCAACGACGCACACCAGUCAAUCAUUUGGACACGAGGAACAGCGGUCGAGAUACUCGGAGGGAUAUGCGCCGGUCGUCGUCCGCCAACACUCUCCCUCGUAACGUCCCCACCUCCGUUGCAACGCUGCUCGAGGUGACAGCGAUCCCUCCCCGCAGAAGCUGGACGGUCCGGAGUUCUCGUAAGCUGCCGCCCGGGAACCAUGUGGAAGAUUUUAGCCGCCUUCUGAUGGAGGGCAUCAAGCCCCGAGACGAACGCGGCGCUUCCUUGGACGGUUCCGGGAACUCUCCCUUGGAUUUCCUCCUCAGUCCUUUGGACGAUGAGAAGUCCAUGCUGGCAAGCGAGCUGGAGUCGGAUCUCUCCGUGCGCUCCACGUCACCCGAUUCGGUGCCGUCAUUGGAUCAUGAACUAAGCUCGGAUACUUCUUCCAGUCCGAGGACUCCCCCGAGUCAGAGGCGGCACCUGGAUAAGAGGAAGUACCUCUCUUCUCCCCCGGAGGAUUGCGCAUCGGACCAUCCUCUUUUGGAGAAUGAGGAGCCUGACUCGUUUCAAUCGUUUUUCACGCCAUCCGAACCCGCCAGCGUCUCUUCGAAGCCGUCAAGCCCGUCUCGCACCUUUCCUCGAUUAGGAUCGACGUUCAAGUCGAAUCUCACCGCUUCAUUGCGAGCCAUCAAGUCAGCUGCACAGACGGUGUCGAACUUUGCGACGCCAUCGGUUCAACCGGAUGAUUUUCUCACGCGUUCUCUGUUCUCGAUCACCCCCGAAUUAACCGAUGACCGGCGCCCCCUUCCGAUGAGCGAACCCCCUUCACCGGCUCUUCGACGCUAUCUCAAUCCGAUCACCUUGUCGCCUGCCGAGAUGCAUGUUUAUCAUGAAUCUCCGCAGGGUUCGGACCAGUUCGCUCACAGCUGCCCGGUGUCGAUCCAGAUGCAAACGUACAACCGAUCUGGGUCUUCAACCGGCCGCAGACGGAGCCGUUUCAGCACGGGCAACGCCAGUGGAUACGAACAACAGCUGUGCUCGUUCGAUCCAGAGAUCCCAAUGACCCGUCAACGCGAGCCGCGCGAGAACAGUGAUUUCCUGCGCGUGGUCGUCCUAGAGAUGAAUAUGCGGCGCAGCGGCAAAUUACGCGAUGACAUCCCGAGCCGGGCCAAGGUCUGGCUGCCUCCACGCAAGCCAGCACGGUUGGUCUCGAGCGCCUACGGUGAUGAGGAGGAGACUGCCAUUCCCCAACGAUGGGUUGGGGUUUCAAUCGAGUGCGCUUGA